AGAAAAAUAAACGCUGUACGAUUGCUCUGGUAACCAGCAGGCUAUGUUGGUCGGGUUUUUUUUGCAGUGCAUUCGCGGGGUGUUUUGGACGUAUAAAACGGGGACAUUUCCUUAGACAUCUCGAGUGGGGAACAGGACGGCAAAACCGGGGUUGUAACAGGAAAACUCGACGUCUGGUCACCCUAGAUUAAAUAUUAAGCUACGACCAAUAAGCUUCCGUCUUCUAAAUCUGGUCUGGCAAAAUACAUUCACUCUACAUAUUUUCCAGACUGAUUUCACUUUGAAACAUGAAAAUUUUACAUUCAGAUGAGUUAAAGAUAGCGGAGACUACUUUAUAUGCACAUCUGCCUAAAUCCAUAAAGGUUUAUGGAUUUGUCUUCGCUAUGAACAGAGGGAAACCACACACUUUAGAGGUACUGGUGGAUACGUGGCCAGCUUUUACCACCAUUAUUGUUCGACCAGAUCCAAAUAAUAAUCGAGCAAAGGACUUUAUGAAGAAGGUGACUCUAUACAGUUCCGAUGAAGAAGUCCUGAGAAGAAUGCUUGCUGUGGGAGAUGCAAUUGACUGGAGCACAUACUUCCUAAUAGGAGGAUGUGAUCUACGUCAUUCACCAAUUCUAAAGGAAACUGCUGUUUCUCGGGGUGUCAAUAUUAAAGGGUUAUCCUUGGUGCACCUUAUGACAUUAACUGAGCUCAGUCAUUUACCUGAGCUGAUUCCCAGUGAUCUAGAGCCCAGAUUGUCUGUCCUCAAUGAAUCACAUGCCAGUGUAGUUAAUAAGACUUGGAAAUUUGGUGGGGAUGACAAAGGUUACAGGAACAUCCUGAAUCUCAUUAGACAUUUCCCCACAUGCUGCAUUACAGAUGAGAACAAUCAGCCUGUGUCCUGGGUGCUGCUAUAUGAUUACUGUGCCAUGGGGAUGUUGUACACUCAGCCAGAGCAUCGUGGGAAGGGCUAUGCCAAAGCCCUGGUGACCACAAUGGCAAAGAGGCUCCAUUCUCAGGGCUAUCCUGUGUACUGUUUCAUUGAAGAAUGCAAUCCGCUUUCCUACAAACUUUUUAAAAGCAUGGGUUUUACAGAGGACCCCUCUUAUAGGGCUGUCUGGUAUGAAUUUAUUUGUUAGCGUGAAUACUCUUGUAUUCACUCUCGAUGCUCAUGUUAUAUAUAUACUUCUUGGACAUUAUCAUGAAAUCAAAUUUGACAAUUUCCUUUUUUUUUUACAGAAUACAGAAUGUUUAAUGGAAUGAUUUCUUUUUUUAAAUUUAUGUUCCCUUGUAAUCUUUAAUCAAAAGCAUUAACUUCCUCUUCCAUUCUUAAUCACAUCUCUUCUUUGAUCACGUGUGCAGCAUGAGGGCUGGACAAUAAGCCCUCAUUCGAUUCUUCAUGGGCAACAUUUUUUAUUGUUUGAGGAGCAGUUUCACUCAGGAAUAUAUCACAACAGAGAAUAAAGACGAUUGCAACUAA
This is a messenger RNA of Cyprinus carpio (common carp), 1462 nucleotides long. Its product is annotated as glycine N-acyltransferase-like protein 3. Gene Ontology annotation, cellular component: mitochondrion. The record is from RefSeq and is a predicted model, not a curated record. NCBI's taxonomy places the organism in Eukaryota, Metazoa, Chordata, Actinopteri, Cypriniformes, Cyprinidae. Gene Ontology annotation, molecular function: glycine N-acyltransferase activity.